Molecule: messenger RNA, 2466 nt
Organism: Patiria miniata (bat star)
Lineage: Eukaryota; Metazoa; Echinodermata; Asteroidea; Valvatida; Asterinidae
Gene: tapt1
Product: transmembrane anterior posterior transformation protein 1 homolog
Exons: 12
Coding region: 31-1692 (553 amino acids)
Biological process (GO): maintenance of protein localization in endoplasmic reticulum; positive regulation of cilium assembly
Cellular component (GO): endoplasmic reticulum membrane; ciliary basal body
Source: RefSeq, a predicted model, not a curated record
UAGCGGUAUCUAUUUUUAGAGUUGGAAAAUAUGGCAGCUGUUGGUGAGCAGAACGAGCCCACAAAUUCUGGAGAUGCUGAGGGAGAACGACCGCUCAAAAGCUCCGAAAUAGCCAAGGAGGCUGCAGCAGAAUAUGACAAGCCUCCAGAGACGGUUGGACAGUUAUCUGAGGCGGGGGACGCCUCUACUGUUGAAGAAAAAGAUCUGUCUUUGUGGAGGUACUUCAGUGCAGAGCUAACAAGGGGUUAUCUUCUUGAACACGAUGAAGCACGCUAUGCACUCAAGAGACAACGCGUCUACACGUUCAUACGCAUCCCAAAGGAACUGGAAAAGAUGAUGAUCUACGGCUUCUUCCUGUGCAUGGAUGCCUUUCUCUUUGUCUUCACCUUCCUACCGCUGCGCGUUAUCAUGGCGCUGCUUCGUCUCAUCACACAUCCCUGCAUCAUUCACAGGGGGAGGAGGCUAGAGCCUGCCCAGAUAUGUGACAUCUUUAAGGCCAUCAUCGUGAUAGCCUGUACUUGGCUGCUGCAGUUUGUGGACGUGUCGAUGCUGUAUCACUUAGUCAGAGGCCAGGCUGUCAUCAAGCUCUACAUCAUUUACAAUAUGUUAGAGGUGGCAGAUCGUCUUUUCUCAUCGUUCGGCCAAGACAUCCUGGACACUCUUUUCUGGACGGCCACGGAGCCCCGGGACAGGAAACGGGAGCAUCUUGGCAUCUUGCCCCACCUACUCAUGGCUAUCAUCUAUGUCUUCUUACACGCUUUACUAGUCUUGCUUCAAGCCACCACACUCAACGUAGCGUUCAACUCCCACAGCAAGGCACUGCUCACAAUCAUGAUGUCCAACAAUUUUGUCGAGCUCAAGGGAAGUGUCUUCAAGAAAUUUGAAAAGUACAAUCUCUACCAGAUGUCCUGCAGUGAUGUCAGAGAGCGAUACCAUUACAUGAUCCUGCUCUUCUGCGUCGUACUUCGCAACAUGACCGAGUUUAACUGGAAUAUUGAUCACUUUUGGGAGUUAAUACCCGACCUGAUAUCAGUACUCGUCGCCGAGAUCCUAGUGGACUGGGUCAAGCACGCAUUCAUCACAAAAUUCAACUCAAUUCCAGCUGAGGUGUACACAGAAUACAGAGCCAGCUUGGCUUUUGAUAUGGUGACAAGUCGCAAGAGAAAUGCUUUUUCUGACCACUCCGAUGUCGUCGCUCGGAGGAUGGGUUUUAUCCCCCUACCUCUGGCCUGCCUUGUCUAUCGCAUCGUCGGCCAGUCGUUUAAGAUACACGGCACAACGGGAAUAGUCCUCGUCUUUCUUCUGUACUUGUGUCUGACGGCCUUCAAAGUCUUAAACAGCAUCCUGCUGCUCGGCAAAGCUUGCCAGUACGUCAAGGAGGCAAACCUAGACGUCCCGGCUUCACAGCCCAAGCAGCCUCCACCUCCUCCCACAUCGUCCUCCUCGUCAACAGCAACCUCUAAGGAAACAACGAGGGCCAAGACAGCGCCCCCGCCCAUCAGCUCCCACACGCUCCUGACCACGGACAGCAGCGUGAAUCUGAUGGGGGCCGGGCCUGACGUUGGGCCCCUGUCGCCGCUAGAGGUCAGCCAGUCCCUGAGUAAAGAAGACAUUUUGAAGAAUAAGCCAGACCGGAAACGGACACUAUCUGAGAUCGACAGGUACACGCUUUGCAGUAACCGCAUCGUAUAGCACAAAAGUCACCCAAACCCUAAACCCAGAACUCCAUUUUAUAAAUUAAAAUAUUUUAAUUGUAACAUGCCUUACUGUCUUUUUCAGUUAUAUGUCUUGUAUGAAUUUUUUCGGUGUGCUAUGUGUUUGGAAAAAAAAACUAAACGAAGAAAUGGUGCAGGAUUGAUUUAAUCCAUUGCUAUGCUUGAAAAGCAUUUGAAAUAAGAUUUCGGAUUUUAUAAGUGGUUAGGCCAUCAGCCAAAUUGGAAAAAAAAAAUGUGCUUUGCCCCCCCCCUUCUAGAAAAAAUCCUGGCGACGCCCAUGCAUGUACUUUUUGUGUACAAUUUAUUGACAAACAUGCAGCAAAUAAUCUUAUUGUAGCCUUCCACAAUUCAGCUUUAUUUUUGUCUUUUCACCAGACUUAGUCGGAUUAUAACCAAAUGUAGGAAAUUACAUGUGAUUUGCCCUUUGCAUGGAAUUGUUAUAUUAGAACAAAUUUUAGGCUGGACUUGCAGAACAAAAGACCCUUUCUCAUCUUAACUACGCACAUUUUUUAGUCAUUAAGUACAAGCCCAUUUAAGUGUACAAAAGCUAGCUAAGCAUAUUUUUCAACAUGACUGUGCAAAGUGCCCAUUGCCUGAAAUGUGGACUUAUUUAAAUGUAUUUGUAAAUUUGUGAUGUAAUUUAUUGAAAUUUCUAUGAAGAUUUGUAAUACAGUUGAAUAACUUAAUGUGUAUUGUUCAUGAAAGUUGAGUUGUCUGCCAAAUUGUGGUCAUGGUGCAUGAAAAAAAAUAU